CCUCCCUGCCUGCACUUCCUCCUGCUGCCGGCACCUCCCGCAGCACAGCCACCUCCAGCACCUCACCUGCCGGCUGUCCGCCCCACGGGACCUGGGGCUCCUGCCCUGUCGCGGGAUAACCCCACGGGCACGGAUGUGCGCGCUGAUCUCCCUGCCUUCAGCAAGCAGGAGCUGAAUUUGGAGAGCACCCACCCUCCGAGCAUGAGGACGCCGAAGGCGAUGAUCGUGGGCCUGGUGCUGUGCCCCUGCGGGCUCCUGCUGACGCUGGUAGGCACAAUGACGCCCAGCUGGAGGCAGGUGAGCCUCGUGCCCGAGCAACCCUCCGACUUCGUCUUGGAGCAGGGCAUCUGGGACCUGUGCAGCGAGAGGCAGAGCAGCCACGACCGCCGCUGCGGGCAGGUAGACGAGCUGGGCUACUUCGAGGAGGUGCCCGUGCAGGUGGCCCGAGGGCUGAUGCCCACCUCGCUGGUGCUCACCCUCCUGGGCUUGGUGGUGGCCACCCUGGGGGUGCGCUGCUGGCAGGAGGAGCCCCGGCACCCGGUGGCUGGUGCAGCAGGGCUCGUGCUGCUCCUCUCGGGGCUGCUGAGCCUCAUACCCGUGUCCUGGUACACCCACGAGCUGUGGGCACUGCCUGCAGCGUCCGGCAGCACACUGGCUGUGGGUUACAGCUUGGUGCUGAGCUACCUGGGGAGCUGUCUGGAGAUCCUGGGGGGGCUGGCCCUCACCCUCAGUUUCCACUGCUGCUGCAAGAAGCGCAGGGCCCCCAAAUACCCCCCCGGCCCUGUGCGGGAUCCUGGGCCACUCUCCACCACCGGUGCCUACAGUAACCCCUGGGACGUGCUGGAGGAUGAGCGAGACGGGCGGCCCUGGAAGAACACCCUGCCUUGUGACUCUGACCUGUAGCUCAAGCACGGGGAGAGCAGCGGGCACUGCCCUGCCUGGUGCUGAGAAGGGUGCUGGCUCCUGCCUCCCCAGGCUCUAGGGCACCUCAGAACAAGGACCCAGCUUGAAUCUCUGCAGCCUCCUCAAAAGCCUGCCACGCUCCAGGCUCUGUGACUGUGCCAAAGCUGUGCUUUGUGUGGUCCAGGCCUUGCUCCAGGCACUCCGUGCAGCUCAUCGCCCUGCACCGUGCAGUGUUUCAGGGCGUUCUCACACGAGCAGGACACUGCUUACAACUGCACAGCCUGCAGGGUGGGGAAGAGGGGAGGGGAGCACCUCCCACAACUCUGCUCAGCUCAGGGCUGUGUAAACAUGAAAAUAAAUGAAGAGGAACAGGUCCGCGGUGUGGGGUAGUUAUGGGCUUUCUGCCAGGCAGGCUGGGCUGAGAGCCAGAGGCACGGCCAACCCUGCUCCCCUGUGCUUCGCCUGAAGCAGGGAGGAAAGGUCUGCAAGAGGACAGGUGGCUUUUAUAGCCACCUUCCUCAAGGACUUUUAUCCCACGGCUAAAAUGGGCUCAGGAGGAGGUUUCUCCUUCCUCCGAAGUACAGCCGCUUUGGGGAAAAAUAGCAUAUAUUUUCCUUUCCAUCAUUAGCUUGGUGCAAGGCAGUAAAACUGGUCGCACUGGUUUGUAAGGGACACCUAAGGGGCCAGAACUGCACGAUAAAAUCCCACUCAACCGCCUGCGUAACUGGGCUGAGCCGAGCUGAGCCCGGCC
This is a messenger RNA of Cygnus olor (mute swan), 1654 nucleotides long. It is a transcript of the gene CLDN23, whose product is annotated as claudin 23. The record is from RefSeq and is a predicted model, not a curated record. Gene Ontology annotation, molecular function: structural molecule activity. The transcript has a single exon. Gene Ontology annotation, biological process: bicellular tight junction assembly; cell adhesion. Lineage: Eukaryota; Metazoa; Chordata; Aves; Anseriformes; Anatidae. The coding region runs from base 202 to 903 and encodes 233 amino acids. Gene Ontology annotation, cellular component: plasma membrane; bicellular tight junction.